AUGAUGGAUAAGACAUUAGUUAAAAAAGAAAUUGUCGUAGUAACUGAACAGGAGGUUGCAAAAAAUACAAAAGCAGCUAAAGAGCCACCUAAGGGUAAAUGGCGGCAGUGGAAAGUUUCAAUAUAUGCGACCGAUGACACCGGGGAAAAGUGUCCUCUGACUUUCGUCGAAAAAGUAGAAUAUAAUUUGCAUCAAACAUUUUCUAAACCGCGACAAGUUUUUCAUAAGGCACCAUUUAUGCUCACUGAACAUGGCUGGGGUGAGUUUGAUAUGAAAAUUGAAUUUCUUAAUCCUGGUCCGUCUUUUCGUAAAUUGCUGUUUCAAGAGAUACCUCUUGAUUCACCGGCCUCUCAAAAAACCACACCUAGCAGACAAAAAAAAUCCAAAUCUUCAAAAUCCGUGUCCAAAUGGCAGAAAACAGAUUCACCGGUCACUUCAUAUGAAUCACCUCAAUCUUCACGUUCUUCGUGUUCAAUAGGCGAAUCUACAAAUGACAAGGAAAACUUCCAAGUGGAUUAUAACAAGUUAGCCAAAAAUCUUUAUGAUUUGGAGGGGGACGAUAUUCUGGAGGUGAUACAUCUUGUAAAAGAGCAUCGAACAGGUGAAAUGUAUAUUAACGAAGAUAUUGAAG
Racocetra persica is the source of this 631-nucleotide messenger RNA. The record is from the annotation of a GenBank genome assembly. Lineage: Eukaryota; Fungi; Glomeromycota; Glomeromycetes; Diversisporales; Gigasporaceae.